AUGUCAAAACUUUUACCAAAAGAAGAACACAUUGUAAAGAAUUAUGGCAGCUUGAAUGAAGCAGAAGAUAAAGUUAUUAUCAUGGAGAAAGCUUCUAAGAGUUCUGUAGGACUUCAGAAGGAGCUAACUUUAUAUAAUUCUGUAGCCCUUGUCAUUGGUGAAGUGUAUCUUGCUAUGAUACACAGAGUUCUAGACACUCGGUUUUACUAUUCCUAUACAUAUGACAUUACACAUUCUUGUCAGAGACAAGAAAAUCUCGCGAGGGAAAAUCCUAAAUUUUACGCAAAUUCCUCUUUACAGCAGGCUGAUGAGAGGUUUGUUUGGAAUAGUCAUUUGUUAAGAGAGUUUAUUGUUCAGUCUGAGUUGGAUCAUUUUCUUGUACCUCUAUUACAUGGAUUUGUAUCAAUUAAAAAUUGUACUAUUAAUGGGAAAAUAUUUCAAUUCAUAUUAAUAUCAAGACGAAGUUGGUAUCGUGCAGGAGUUAGAUAUUACAUGAGAGGUAUUGAUAAAGAUGGACAUGCUGCUAAUUUUGUUGAAACAGAACAAAUAAUCUUUUAUGAUGGCAGCUGUGCCUUCCUUGUUCAGACUCGUGGUUCUAUUCCACUUCACUGGUCUCAGAGACCCACAUUAAAAUACAAACCCACACCGCGUGUUAGUCCUGCCCAAGGUGACCAGACAAGUGGUAUACAACUUCACUUUGAGCAGAUAGUUCACUAUGGUCAACAAACAAUUGUUAACCUUAUUAACCAGAGUGGAUCAGAAAAAACGUUAGGAGAUGCUUUCCAGUACUUUAUUAAAAACCUUGUCUAUUAUGAUGCUUUUGAUUUUCACAAAGAAUGUAGUAAAAUGCGAUGGCACAAUCUUAACAUACUCAUUGACAGAUUAGCUCCCACUCAAGAACAGUACAGGUAUAUCAUCGAUCUAAGAGAUGGCAGAAUACAGUCAGUACAGAAAGGAGUCUUUAGGUCUAAUUGUAUUGAUUGUUUAGAUAGGACUAAUGUAGUACAAAGUCUAUUAGCUAGGAGAAGUUUAGCAUCUCAAUUACAGGUAUUAGGUGUGAGCAUAGGAGAAAGCUUGGAGAAGAAGAAAGAGUUUGAGAAUGUUUUUAAAAAUGUUUGGGCUGAUAAUGCUGAUUCUUGUGCUAAACAAUAUGCUGGAACUGGUGCAUUGAAAACUGACUUCACCAGAACUGGCAAGAGGACACCAAUUGGUGCAUUAAAGGAUGGAAUGAACUCAGUUAUUAGAUAUUAUUAUAAUAACUUUGCUGAUGGAUUUAGACAGAUCCUGCUUUGUGUGUCACUGGAUGAGAGGAGAAGACUCCUGACAAUGGCCAGCAGUGAUCAAAAUUUCCACUUUGCUUUAGAAGAAGGUUUACAAUGGUGGAUUACAAAUGGUACUGCCCCUUGUUGGGAAGAACUCAUUUCAGCUGUUGAGAAUUGUGGUAAUGAUGAUGUAGCUACUACACUGAGAAGACAACUAGACAUUAAAGAUGAAGCUUAUGCUCAAGGCAAGCUACAGUUUAUGCGUCUCAUUGGUAUAUUUGGUCUAACAAUUAAUGGUGAACGUAUCCUAGAAGGUGAUGAGAAUAUGAACUUCACAUUUGAGUCAGCUCUUCUUGAAGCUACAAAAAGCUG
Molecule: messenger RNA, 1634 nt
Organism: Gigantopelta aegis
Lineage: Eukaryota; Metazoa; Mollusca; Gastropoda; Neomphalida; Peltospiridae
Product: phosphatidylinositol-3-phosphatase SAC1-like
Biological process (GO): phosphatidylinositol dephosphorylation
Cellular component (GO): endoplasmic reticulum
Molecular function (GO): phosphatidylinositol-4-phosphate phosphatase activity
Source: RefSeq, a predicted model, not a curated record